This is a messenger RNA of Cornus florida, 1943 nucleotides long. Its product is annotated as T-complex protein 1 subunit delta. The coding region runs from base 159 to 1757 and encodes 532 amino acids. The record is from RefSeq and is a predicted model, not a curated record. Gene Ontology annotation, cellular component: chaperonin-containing T-complex. NCBI's taxonomy places the organism in Eukaryota, Viridiplantae, Streptophyta, Magnoliopsida, Cornales, Cornaceae. Gene Ontology annotation, molecular function: ATP binding; ATP hydrolysis activity; ATP-dependent protein folding chaperone. Gene Ontology annotation, biological process: protein folding. The transcript has a single exon.
GUCCCGCUGUACCUCUAGGGUUUUGUGUCAUUAGAUUAUUUUCACCGAUUUAGGGUUUCAACUUCACAAAUUUCUCUCUCACCCACUGAAAGUCCACAGCUUGACACUGCUAGGAUCUAGGGUAAAGUUCAGUGUUUCAAUCUUUGAUCUUAACACCAAUGGCGGUCCAAGCCUCUCGCUCAGCCACAUCCAAGACCGAGAGAUACGUCGACAACAAGCGCAAGGACGAUAUCCGUCAAGCCAACAUCGUCGCCGCCCGAGCCGUCGCUGAUGCCGUCCGUACCAGCCUCGGCCCCAAAGGCAUGGACAAGAUGAUCUCCACCGCCUCCGGCGAGGUCAUCAUCACCAACGACGGCGCCACCAUCCUCAACAAGAUGGAGGUCCUUCAACCCGCCGCCAAGAUGCUCGUGGAGCUCUCCAAGUCUCAGGACAUCGUCGCCGGCGACGGCACCACUACUGUCGUUGUUAUCGCCGGAGCCCUUCUUAAACAAGCCCUCUCUCUCCUCAACAGCGGCAUUCACCCCACUGUCAUCUCCGAUUCACUCCACAAGGCCUCGCUCAAGGCCGUCGAUGUCCUCACGGCAAUGGCCGUGCCAAUCGAGCUCUCUGAUCGCGAAUCGCUUGUGAAGUCCGCUAGCACUUCGCUCAACAGCAAGGUCGUGAGUCAAUACUCAACGCUUCUAGCUCCUAUUGCUGUUGAUGCGGUUCUCUCAGUUGUAGACCCCUCAAAACCCGAUCUUGUUGACCUGCGUGAUGUCAAGAUCGUGAAGAAGCUUGGAGGGACUGUUGACGACACUGAGCUCGUCAAGGGUUUGGUUUUCGACAAGAAGGUUAGUCACUCUGCUGGUGGUCCAACUCGCGUGGAGAAUGCAAAGAUUGCUGUGAUUCAGUUCCAAAUUUCGCCUCCAAAAACUGAUAUUGAACAAUCUAUAGUUGUUUCUGAUUAUACCCAAAUGGAUCGGAUUCUGAAAGAAGAGAGGAAUUAUAUUCUCAGCAUGAUUAAGAAGGUUAAGGCUACGGGGUGUAAUGUAUUGUUAAUUCAAAAGAGUAUUUUGAGAGAUGCUGUUACCGAUUUGUCAUUGCAUUAUCUUGCAAAGGCAAAGAUUUUGGUGAUUAAGGACGUUGAGCGUGAUGAGAUUGAGUUCAUUACCAAGACAUUGAAUUGCUUGCCUAUUGCGAAUAUAGAGCAUUUCCGUGCAGAGAAGUUGGGUUAUGCAGACUUAGUUGAAGAGGUUUCGAUUGGAGAUGGGAAGAUUGUGAAGAUCACGGGGAUUAAAGAAAUGGGUAGGACCAUGACAGUGCUUGUUCGUGGGUCAAAUCAGUUGGUUCUUGAUGAGGCGGAAAGAAGUUUGCAUGAUGCAUUGUGUGUUGUUAGGUGUCUGGUGAACAAGAGGUUCUUAAUUGCAGGUGGUGGUGCACCGGAGAUUGAGCUGUCCAGACAAUUGGGUGCAUGGGCUAAGGUCUUGCAAGGGAUGGAGAGUUAUUGUGUGAGGUCGUUUGCAGAGGCCCUUGAAGUUAUUCCGUAUACUUUGGCUGAGAAUGCAGGUUUGAACCCAAUUUCUAUUGUGACUGAGCUUCGGAAUCGGCAUGCACAGGGUGAGAUCAAUGCUGGCAUCAAUGUGAGGAAGGGGCAAAUUACUAACAUCUUGGAGGAGAAUGUGGUGCAGCCUCUGUUAGUGAGUACAAGUGCGAUCACAUUGGCUACAGAGUGUGUGCGGAUGAUUUUGAAGAUCGAUGACAUUGUUACAGUGAGGUAGAUUGAUAAGUACAUCACAAUGUUGGAAGUGAAAUGGUCUUGUCUUGUUAUCUUUUUGUGUCUGUGCUGUUAGUGUUUGUUUGUUUUUUUUGUUUUUUUUUUUGGUUUUUGCAAGUGUCUGUGCUGUUAGUAUUAAUGGUCUCUGUCAAAUGGGAUUGAUUAUGUUUAAUGAAUUUUGACUUGAGUA